Messenger RNA from Sinocyclocheilus grahami, 774 nucleotides. Its product is annotated as HAUS augmin-like complex subunit 8. The record is from RefSeq and is a predicted model, not a curated record. The transcript has 8 exons. NCBI's taxonomy places the organism in Eukaryota, Metazoa, Chordata, Actinopteri, Cypriniformes, Cyprinidae. The annotation marks the transcript as partial.
ACAGCUUCUCUUUUCUUAGUUUAUCCACUGAAAAUGAAGCCAGCAGCGGAAAUAACAGCGGUGCAAGGAGGAAAACCAAAGCGUCGGGCACAAUUGUGAAGUCUAGGUACAUGCAGACUGAAACAAAGGCUCCUGCAAAGAGCAGCGUACAGCAGCAGUCGAUGCUGAUGCCGCCCAGACCGGCCUCUCCCAGAGUAAGCAACCCGCGAAAGCCGAGGGAGAGCGUACCGUCGAGACGUACAAUGAGCUCUCUGACAGACAAUGACUAUGCCUUGGUCACCAGCAUUCUGGAAUCCUCAAAUGUGGGAGGAAAUGUCUUCCAGUCGACUGUUUUGGAUGGUCACUGCAUACGUCCAGAUUUCGAUGUCUCCGUCAUUAAAGAUAAAGUUGUGCAGCUGAGCACAGCGGACCCCAAGAAUGAAGAAAGGGACAUGGCGAUGGAGACAUUUUUGCUGGCCUUCCUUACUGCUAAGUUAAAUAAUUCAAAUCGAAAAAUGAGAGAGGAGGCUGAGAGGAAUAUUCUGGCUGUGAUGGAGAAAGAGCAGCAGUUAUCCGCUCAGGUUAAUCAGAAGAAACGACAGUAUCUGCUGCUGGAAAAGCAGAAACAGCUCAACAGUUUACUGGACUUACAGAUCGAGGCUUUAGGUCCUGUUGCUGCUGCAGCAAACACAUUUGCAGAGGAGUACAAGUCAUUUGCCACUGCCAUUGAUGCCACGAGACACAAGCUUCCUGUGAAGAACGUGGACAUCGGAGAGGACGCAGGCCAGUUUUUAG